This is a messenger RNA of Prosopis cineraria, 1333 nucleotides long. Its product is annotated as OVARIAN TUMOR DOMAIN-containing deubiquitinating enzyme 4. Gene Ontology annotation, cellular component: nucleus; cytosol. Lineage: Eukaryota; Viridiplantae; Streptophyta; Magnoliopsida; Fabales; Fabaceae. Gene Ontology annotation, biological process: endoplasmic reticulum unfolded protein response; protein deubiquitination. The transcript has 6 exons. Bases 213 to 1226 code for a protein of 337 amino acids. Gene Ontology annotation, molecular function: cysteine-type deubiquitinase activity. The record is from RefSeq and is a predicted model, not a curated record.
GACCUAAACGGCAGCGUGUUGCGGUUCGGUGGUGGAACUAUGAGGCUGGAAGUGCAAGUCAGGAGCGACAGAACGGAAUUGACAGAGUUGGGAGAAGGAGGCGCGACCAGAGGAGUGGCUUCUGUGAGAAUCAAAACAAAUUUAUCAAAAUUGCUAUCCAAAAUCCUGUAACUAUUACAUUUGGGGGAACUUGGUCCCAAGGCAAUGUAAGCAUGAGUGUUUGCUCUCCAGUUUGCUUAUCUUCAAUAAAUGCCGUGGUCCUGAAAGGUCGUGCAAAUCUGCUGAUUAGCAGCAAUACCUGUGGUCUUUUGUCCCAAGGAAAGUCUAGUUCAUGUUUUAUCCAUUUGUCCCCUGGGAAUUCUGAGUUACGACAUGUUGGUCUUUCUGUUUACACGACACUGUCUUGUCCAACCAUUAUGGGCCAAACAAUCAGGGGAGGUUACUUGGGAUCUUGCUUUUCCAAGCAAAGGGACAACAUUCAAGUCGUUGGCUCUGUAGGACCUCAGAGGAGGAAUCUUGAAAUUUCAUUGGCUUGCCAAAGUUUGAAUAUGAGGCUUUUGGUACCUAAACAAAAGCUGCUUCCUAAAGCCAAGUGUGAGGCGGGACCAAUAACUUGGCCGCUUGGGUGUGCAUCAGCUGGCUUGAUUUUUGGAUUACUUGUUUGUAAUUCAAGUUCCCAAACUGCAUAUUCUGAGACAGAUACAGAGGAUAGGAGAAAGGAAGAUGACUGCAGCGAGCCAUACGUGAAGUUCUCACAUGGGAAGAAAGUUUACACUGACUAUUCUGUAAUUGGAAUUCCUGGAGAUGGACGAUGUUUGUUCUGCUCUGUUGCUCAUGGGGCUUGUUUAAGAUCUGGUAAAACUUCUCCAAGUGAAAGUCAUCAGAGAGAGCUAGCAGACAAGUUACGAAAUGAAGUUGCUGAUGAAUUUAUCAAAAGAAGGGAAGAGACAGAAUGGUUUGUUGAAGGUGAUUUCGAUACUUAUGUUUCCCAAAUCCGGAAGCCCCAUGUGUGGGGAGGUGAACCUGAACUUUUCAUAGCUUCGCAUGUUCUGCAGAUGCCAAUCAUAGUGUACAUGUACGAUGAUGAUGCUGGGGGCUUGAUAUCUAUUGCUGAGUAUGGCCAAGAAUAUGGUAAAGAAAACCCGAUCAGAGUUCUCUACCAUGGCUUUGGCCAUUAUGAUGCAUUAGAGAUUCCUGGAAAGAAUGGUCUUAAGUCAAGACUCUAGCAAUUUACAUGCUCGUCGCAAAUCUAAAUGAGAUGAGCAUAUCUACUGUACACUUAACAGUACAACAAGGUCAAUUGUUUAUUUUAGUUAAAACUUGAAAGAAUCAA